AUGUAUCCACGCACCAUUGGAAUGUAUACAGGAUUUGAUAGAAUGAACACUGUGUUUAUGACGAAGGCUCAGCGUCACAAGAAGAUGAUCAAGCCCUUAUUGGUCGUUGCUCUUUGCGCGAUACUGGCUCUAUUCUUAGGUCUUCAACGUGAUCGUCUCUUUCCCUCCUCGUCCUUACAAUCAUCAUCCUCAAAUUCGAGUCCUUCUACGAGCUCCAAGCUCGCCCAUGUCCUCUCCCAAAACAGCAUACAAGCAAUACAUAACAAUACCCUUGGCUUCGGCGACGUCUACUUUAUACACAUGCCCGACCGAACCGACAAACUCGAUUCCCUUCGCCUUCUCACCUCUAUCACCAACAUCUCAUACACUAUAAUCCCAGGUGUAGACGGCAAAGGAAUUCCCCACGUCGCUUGGCCAGGCUUUUAUAAAGAAGGAGAGAGAGCCACAAGCAUAACCGGCUGCUGGCGCGCUCAUAUAAAUGCUGCUGCCUCGAUCCUCGACAACAAUCUCUCGUCCGCCUUGAUUCUCGAAGACGACGCCGAUUGGGACGUCUCUUUGAAAAACCAACUUACUCAAUUCGCCCUCGGGACCCGACAUAUCCUCGACGCGCCCACCUCCUCGGAGCCUUUGUCCCCUUAUGGCGAUGGUUGGGAUAUGCUUUGGCUCGGCCACUGCGCGCAAAACAAGCCCACAAAACCCUUUUCGCGCUUCAUCAUCGCCAACGACACCACCGUACGUCCGGCCGGUCACCGCUGGCAUCUGUGGAACCCUGAACCAACUCUAACCUACGACCUCCCCCACAACCGCACCACCCGCGUGGUGUACCGCUCCGCCGGCGGCAUGUGUUCCUACGCUUACGCGCUCUCUUACACCGGCGCCCAAAAGCUGCUCUACUACCUCUCCUACUCCCACUUCAACGAUCCCGUCGACGUCGGCCACUCCAGACUCUGCAAGCGCGGGAGCAAGGGUGAAAUUGAUUUUUCGUGCGUGGUCCCUUACCCAGGACUGGUAUACACCGCCUCCGUGCAGAACGACAUCGAGUACCAUCCGGACAAGCCGAGAAAAGACAGGGUCAAGAAAAAAGGAGCGCCCGGGGCGCGGAACCUGGUUUUUGGUGUGAGGGCGAAUAUGAAGAAUAUAAUUGAGGGAAAGGAGGCCGAGGGGCGGGGGGGUGAGGAGGAGAAGAUAAGGGAGGAGAUGGGUGAGAUGGGGAUGUGGUUCGACGAGGGGAAGACCGAAUUGUGA
Messenger RNA from Letharia columbiana, 1245 nucleotides. RefSeq lists its product as uncharacterized. The record is from RefSeq and is a predicted model, not a curated record. The transcript has 2 exons. Lineage: Eukaryota; Fungi; Ascomycota; Lecanoromycetes; Lecanorales; Parmeliaceae. Bases 1 to 1245 code for a protein of 414 amino acids.